Molecule: messenger RNA, 1469 nt
Organism: Oreochromis niloticus (Nile tilapia)
Lineage: Eukaryota; Metazoa; Chordata; Actinopteri; Cichliformes; Cichlidae
Product: deleted in malignant brain tumors 1 protein
Exons: 6
Cellular component (GO): membrane
Source: RefSeq, a predicted model, not a curated record
UUGAUUCAUAACAAGGAAUUUGUUCAUUGGGGUUCUAUCCUUAGGGCGAGCAAGUUAUUACAAAUACUGAUUUCAUUUUUAAAAGUUUUCUAGUCGUUGUGAAUUUAAAGAGGACUGUAUUAUCACCUUUAAGUAAAAACAAAAAGACUAAACAAAGCUUUUCUAAAGACAGGGGGUUCAGAGAGAUGUAAAGCCACUUUUCAGAUUCACUGUUAUGUUUUACAGCAUUUGACCAACACUGAAGACACAAUAUGAUCCUCAUUUUGGAUGAAAAACAACAAUUUAUUUUUCACUUGUCUCUUGGCCUGUUGAGUUUGCUGCAGUUUACAGAAUGUGAAAAUAUUAGGCUGGUCGGACCUUCAUGUUGCUCUGGCAGAGUGGAGGUCUUCUACCAAGACAGCUGGGGAACUGUCUGUGAUGAUGAGUGGAGCAUUGCCAAUGCUGAGGUGGUGUGUCGAGAGCUAAACUGUGGGACAGCUAUGGAGGCCAAAAAUGGUGCUUUCUUUGGACGUGGAAAGGAUGAGAUCUGGUUGGAUGAUGUACAGUGUGUUGGGAAUGAGUCUUCCAUCCUUCAGUGUCAGCACAGACCGUUUGGGCAAAAUAACUGUGGCCACAAUGAAGAUGCAGGAGUGGUCUGUUCAGGACAUGUGCGGCUUGUGAAUGGAACCACUCAUUGCAAUGGCAGAGUAGAAAUUUACCACGAAGGUCAGUGGAAACGAGUUUGCAGUGACUGGGGCAAACAAGCAGCUCAGGUUGUGUGCCAAGAAGUUGGUUGUGGCGAUCCACUCGCUCAGACUGAGACAUUGAAUUUUGGAGAUGCACGUGCCCUGCCUGCAAUCAAAACCAUCUGCUCUGGCAAUGAGAUCUCUGUCUCACAGUGCUCACUUCUAAAAGUCAAUGAAAUUUGUGAUGAUGCUACUGUUGUCUGUGGAAACAGUCAACCCAUUCGGCUGGUGAAUGGGACUAAUCGCUGCUCUGGUAGAGUGGAAAUCUACUAUAGUUCACAAUGGGGAACAGUCUGUGAUGACCGAUGGGGGAUGCAAGAAGCAACUGUCGCAUGUCGAGAGAUGAACUGUGGGAAUGCUCUCUCAGUCAAGUACAAGGCUUACUUUGGGAGAGGUCAAGAUCAGAUUUGGCUGGAUGAGAUGGAGUGCACUGGUCAUGAGAAGUCCCUUGCUCAAUGUCCUCACAAAGGUUUUGGAGAACAUGACUGUAACCACAGUGAAGAUGCUGGUCUCGUGUGCUCAGACACAGUCAGAUUGAUCAACGGGACUAACAGCUGUUCUGGCAGAGUGGAGGUAUACCAUGAUGGUCGAUGGGGGAAACUUUGUAGUAAUAACUGGGGCCUUAAAGAAGCUACAGUCCUGUGUAAUGAGCUCAACUGUGGAGAUCCAAAAAAUUCCAAAGACAUCUUUUACUUUGGUGACAGCUCACUGCAAGGGUUCACAAGUAGAUGCUCUGAUAAUAUG